Sinocyclocheilus grahami is the source of this 1206-nucleotide messenger RNA. RefSeq lists its product as uncharacterized. Gene Ontology annotation, molecular function: DNA binding. Gene Ontology annotation, cellular component: nucleus. Bases 109 to 1206 code for a protein of 365 amino acids. Lineage: Eukaryota; Metazoa; Chordata; Actinopteri; Cypriniformes; Cyprinidae. The transcript has 4 exons. The record is from RefSeq and is a predicted model, not a curated record.
CGAUCUCUUUCGAUUAGAAAACCACAGGCCACCAGUGUGGCGAGAGCCACUAGUUUUAAUGCUCACACUGUGGGAAUUUUUUUCAACAAUUUACACACUGUCUACAAUAUGCACAAUUUUACCCCAAAUGAUAUAUGGAACAUGGAUGAAACUGGUGUGACCACAGUGCAGGCCCCUGAGAAGAUAAUAGCCACAAAAGGAAUACGCCAGAUUGGAGCAAUGACCUCUGGAGAAAGGGGUAAGCUAGUGACCAUUGCAGUGGCCAUUAAUGCCCUGGGGAAUUCGAUCCCUCCAUUUUUUGUUUUUCCCCGCAAACGAUUUUACUCUCACUUCAUCCAUGAAGGGCCACCUGCAUCAGCUGGAGCAGCAAAUGGGUCUGGUUGGAUGCAGGCAGAGGAAUUUUUGCAGUUCCUCCUCCACUUUGCCAACCAUACAAAGCCCUCACUGGACUCCAAGGUACUUCUCUUACUGGACAAUCACGUGUCCCACCUGUCUGUCCCAGCCAUGAAUUUCUGUAGGGAACGGGGCAUCGUUCUACUUACUUUUCCGCCACACUGCACUCAUAAGCUCUGUCCCCUGGACAGAACAGUUUUGCGCUCUUUCAAAGGGAGGGUCAACACGCACCUGGACCACUGGAUGAAAGCUCACCCUGACCAGAACGCCACAAUAUACGACCUCCCUGGGAUUGUUGCAAAAGCGUUGCCACAGGCAGCAACGCCUGAGAACAUCAUGUCAGGUUUCAGGUGCACUGGCAUCUGGCCCUACAGCCCUGAUGUGUUUGGAGAAAAUGACUUUGCUCCUGCAUAUGCAACCGACAGACCAGAGCCAACUACAUCCUCUGCAGGUUCUGCCACACUCCACCAGGGCUCCUCCGCUCUCCACCAGGGCUCCUCCGCUCUCCACCAGGGCUUCUCCGCUCUCCACCAGUCCGCUCUCCACCAGGGCUCCUCCGCUCUUCACCACUCCGCUCUCCACCAGGGCUCCUCUGUUCCUGAAUUCAAUCCUGCUUUAGUCAGGCCCUUCCCUAAGGCUCCUCCACGAAAAGCAUUUGCCAAGCCCCGAGAGAGGGCAACAAGUACCAUCAUCACAGACUGUUGCAGAGGAAGAGAUAAAAAAAGAGCAAAAAAACGGCUCAAAAGAAAAGAAGCCUUGCAAGUGUUACAACUAACCCUCUGUCUGUUACAACUAGCCCCACCCGCGGGGUAA